AUGAGCAUGAGCUUGUCGUUAUUGGAAGAGGAGGAAGAGCAGUGCGAGUGUGAUUCUAUCGGGAGCGGAUUACCGGGAACAUCUGGUUAUCGGUUGAAGUUCACGAGCGCACAUGGCGCGGAGGUGUCGCCAUGGCACCAGCUGCCUCUCCCAGCAUCCGUCCCCGUUCCCCCACCUCCCUCUCCGUCCGCCAGCGAUCUCGAUGCGCCAUGCUUUGCGCAACGGCCUGGCCGCGUUUCGCCGUCGUCCAUAUCACACUGUGGGUCGGGCAGGGAGCACGCAAAUUUCGCGGAGCUCCUUGCGCCGUCGCCGCGUCGAUCCGCGUGCCCCGCGCCGCUUCGCUUCGUCUGUCAGACGCCCCGCGGCUCCGUCGUCGCCUUCGACGUCGCCGUGGACGAGCCUGCCACGCCCCUCCGCUUGCGACGCGCCCCGACCGCCGCUGCCGCCGCUCCCAGAAGCACGGGUACCUCCCGUUCCGCCGGCAGCCGAUCCCCCAGUUCCUCCCCUCCGCGCCUUGCGCGCCCUCUAGCCCUCGCCGCGCCCUGCAGUUGCGGGUUCCUCCCGCAGACGUGCGCGCUGGAGCUUCCGCGCGCGCUGCUGUCCGUGGAGAGGGGAGGGUUGGCAGAGAAGGUGGAUGGCGCGGAGGCAGGAGCGAUGCCGAUGAUGGCGGUGGAAAUAGGGUUGAGUGAGACGUGGACGGGGGAUGUGCGACGCGUCAUUCCCCUCGCCGCCAUGACGGUAUGCGUUCCGGGAUCUCGGGGCAACGGCAACGCCACCGAGGUCGCCGGCGAGAUCGCCGUCGCUUCUGACGCCGCGUUGUCCGGGGAAUCGGAGGCGCAUGAAAACCGCGGCAUGGUCGCGAGUCGCGAUAGUACUGACGGGACCUACGGCCGCAUGAUGUGGGUGGUUGUGACAAUAGCGACGGACGAUCCUGAAGCGGGGGACGUGUGGCGGUUCAUGCGGAAAGCGAGCGAGGCGACGAUCGAGGGGAUUGUGUCGGGUGUGCGGCGGUGGUUGGAAGACGUGUACCUGCAGACGCACAUGCCACCGCAAGGUGCUGACACAGCCUCCUUCCAGCCAUCAACCGGGAUCAUACUGCCAGUGAAGCUCACCUCUCGACUGCUCAUGAAAGCGCACGAAGCGUGGAAGAAAGCGCUGCCGUCCCUCCUCCUGUACCAACCGGAGCCACUACAGCAGCAGCGCCAGCAGCAGUUGCCACCACUGGAGCUGCAGCGUUCUGCAUGCAUCCCUAGCUCCAAGCAGCAGCACCAGUCUAAGCCCAUACCUGCAGUUCCCGUGGCGGGUGCCCCACCGAAACAGCAGCAGGCAUAUUUUACUCGCCCACCCAGAAGUUCUCCCUCCGCUGCUUCUCCCAAGCCUCCCAGGCAUCGUGGUCACGUGUCACCACCAGGCAAGGGGUCUCCCAAGCAGAACACGCCUGCCAGAAGGCAAGAGAGCCUACCGAGUCUGUUCUUGUUCGAACCGGAUAAUGUUGUUCCGGCGGAUCGUCCUUUUGGAUUGUGCUUGUCGGAAGAUGCAUUGGUGCCUUCUGCUGGGAGCCAUGGAGGUCAGGAUGAGGGUGGUGUUGAUCUGUUUCAGUCAGCGCUGUCAGUGUCUCCUGGGUUGCACAGCAGGCGGAGCAGCAGCAGUGGCAGCAGCGCGUUUGGGAGCUUUGAUGGGGAGGAGUGUCUGUCCAGUGCAGGCAGCUUGGAUCUCGACGGAGGGAUUGCCGAUGUUCUGAAAUGGAGACAUGCAUCGAAGAAAAGGCUCAGUCCAAGACGGUCACGGCAUGGUGAAGGGGCUGUGCGCACCGGUGUGGAGGGAGGGCAGCAACACCAUUCGAACAGUAACUCAGCGUGUGGUCUUCCGGAAAACUUGCUAGAAGCUGAGCCAAUUCUAUUCCUCCGUGAGACUUCAAUGUCCCGCAGUAGCUCAAACGCUCGCAGGCGAACUGUGCGGUUUGAUGAGGUGGUGGAGGUGCAUGUGUUUGACAGCUUUGAAGAGGACAAGUGCAGCUACAGUAGAACGCUUACUUUCAUUAAACGACAGCUGACCGCGCGAGCAGCAGUGCGCGGAUGCGGAGCCAGCGGAUGCGCGGAUGUUGAAGCAGCGGACGCGCGGACGGCGAUGGAGAUAGGGGCGCCCUUCGACGUGAAGCACGUGGUCCACGUCACCUUCGACCGUUACAAGGGCUUCAUCGGCCUACCAGAUGAACUUCUCGCCCAUGUCGACGCCGUUCCGCCUAGCGCCAGUUUGUCGGUGUUCGGCGUGCGGCCCGUGGCGAUGCACUACUCGGUGGACGCGCACGGCACGAGCGUGCCGUCCAUUCUGCUGCUGCUGCAGUCGCGACUCUACCAGCUCCACGGCCUCUCUGUGGAGGGAAUUUUCCGCAUUGCGGCGCAGAUGGAGGACGAGGACGGCGUGCGGUCGCAGCUGAGCUCGGGCGUGCUUCCGCCCAACCUCGACGUUCACAGCCUCGCCGGACUCAUCAAGGCGUGGUUCCGCGAGCUACCAGAGGGGCUAUUAGAUCUGUUCACGCCGAACCAGGUGGCGGGGGCGACGGAGGAGGCGGCGGCGACCGCGCUGGCGGAGACGCUACCGGCCAUCCACCGCGAGUUGUUAGACUGGGUGAUUAAUCUCAUGGCGGACGUGGUGGAGCACGAGGCGGAGAACAAGAUGAACGCGCGGAAUAUCGCGCUCGUCUUUGCGCCCAACAUGACCCAGGUGAUCGACCCCAUGAUAGGGCUACAGCACGCUGUGCGGGUAAUGGAGUUCCUGAGAGCGCUGGUGGAGAAGCGGAGGAACGAGCGGGCGGCCAUGGGCGGGUCUUUGCCAGAGCUCACACGAGCAGGCGCGGACUCGACAGGGGCGGAGGGGGCAGGGGGUCAGGGCGGGUGA
Messenger RNA from Closterium sp. NIES-65, 2898 nucleotides. NCBI's taxonomy places the organism in Eukaryota, Viridiplantae, Streptophyta, Zygnematophyceae, Desmidiales, Closteriaceae. The record is from the annotation of a GenBank genome assembly.